GUCAAAUACGCACAGACAGCCGCUAGUUGGCUAACGGCGUCGACCGAAACCGAAGCGGGAGCCGCUUUGUCGUCCGGAAUACUUCAUCUGGCAGCGCACUAAUGAUCCAGUCUUAACUGGGAGAGAUAAAUUAUCGAUAACAAGCGUCUAGGAGGAAAUUGUUUGCUCUUUAAGGCCAGUGAAUCGCCUGUGGCUCGGAAAAGAUCGAUAGCUAGUGUUGUUACGUAGUUUUAGCACGCUAGCCUGCUAACUACGCUAGCUCGAGAAGAAAGGCCGUCGAGUUGACCUAGCGUCACUUAUUUAACAGGUGGCGCACCGUCCUGGCAUAUUACGGUAGUCUUCAGUGCUCGGAUCGUUAACCAACUCCAGGUUAAAGAACAGAACACGGAUCGAGGAUGGCUCUGAAAAGGAUCCACAAGGAGCUCAAUGACCUGGCACGUGACCCUCCAGCACAGUGUUCCGCCGGCCCAGUGGGUGAUGACAUGUUUCAUUGGCAAGCCACAAUCAUGGGGCCUAGUGACAGUCCAUAUCAGGGAGGGGUUUUCUUCUUGACAAUUCAUUUUCCAACAGACUACCCCUUCAAACCACCUAAGGUUGCAUUUACAACAAGAAUUUACCACCCAAAUAUUAACAGUAACGGCAGUAUCUGCCUGGAUAUUCUCAGAUCGCAGUGGUCUCCAGCACUUACGAUUUCUAAAGUUCUUCUGUCCAUUUGCUCACUCCUAUGUGACCCAAACCCUGACGAUCCACUAGUGCCAGAAAUCGCACGAAUCUACAAAACAGAUAGUCAGAAGUACAAUAAACUAGCUCAGGAGUGGACAGUGAAGUAUGCCAUGCUUUAGGAUACACCAAAAUGGCAAAAGAAUGGACACAAAAAUACGCCAUGUGAUGGCCCCAUGUGGAAAGCUGGCGAGAGACGUUGCUCAUUCAAACUUAAAAUUCCAGGAUUCUGUUUUUCUUUUUCACUUAAUUUUUUGUUAAUCUGAGCAUUUUACCCCCUCAUCCUUUCUCCACCUUCGCGCUCAUAAGAAGAUAGUGUUUUCUCUCUAGGACAUGUGCCAGUUUGUGAAGUUUUGACUCCUCUUUGUACGGAGUUAAAGAUAAAAAUGUCACCAUGGUUCUGAACACCCAGCUUGAGCAUGAGUUUUCAACCCAAAAUUGGUGAUGUUAAUCAUUUACUCUGUACACACUUAGUGGAAUCUGAUGCUUAAAUAAUCUCCAAAAAAAUAUUGACUCCAUCACCGCAAUGUCCAAAGUGGAGACCAGUCCUAAAAUUGUGAAUUUUAAAGUCUAAAAUUGGCCAAAUAAAAAUGUAUUUAAGUGGUUAAAAUCUGACAUUGUGCCAAUAUCCUGCAAGACUUUAGAAGCUGGUCAGACUGAGUGUGUUUCUGACCAUGAGUGGAUUUGUUACCUGAGGGGGUGUAUCAUAUUCCACUAUCUGUGUAUGUACAGAGGAGCACUGCAGUAUAUAUUGAUGUUAAGAAAACAAAAUAUAAGAAUUUCAAUGUUGUAUUUUAUGCAUGUUAAUAAAGGUAGGCUAUUAUAUCUGAUGUUUCUGCAAAUUAAGUGGAUUGUAAAGCUGAACAGUUGGAAAAAAAAAUUGGUUCCCCUCGACGGCUUUCUACUUCUUUUUGUCAUUUAGAAGCCAGUAGAUGAGACGUUAGUUUUAUGCCCACUCAAACACUGUCUUCUUGUAGCCCUAAAAUAACGAUGCAAAGCUGAUGGUUGAUAAUCAACUUGUGGCUCUGUUUCUUUUUAGUUUUCCCUUCAAUAAAGUUCCUUAAACCAUACAACAAA
Messenger RNA from Betta splendens (Siamese fighting fish), 1797 nucleotides. Its product is annotated as ubiquitin-conjugating enzyme E2 D2-like. The record is from RefSeq and is a predicted model, not a curated record. Gene Ontology annotation, cellular component: nucleus. Gene Ontology annotation, molecular function: ubiquitin conjugating enzyme activity. NCBI's taxonomy places the organism in Eukaryota, Metazoa, Chordata, Actinopteri, Anabantiformes, Osphronemidae. The transcript is spliced from 8 exons. The coding region runs from base 396 to 842 and encodes 148 amino acids. Gene Ontology annotation, biological process: protein polyubiquitination; ubiquitin-dependent protein catabolic process.